UCGUUCUUUCUCAGGAAAUCCGAAACCAAGCCAGCGACUAUUCAUAUAAGAUGGCAAAACUUCCAGAGAAUCAGAAUCGAAACCGAUAUAGAGAUGUCAGCCCCUAUGAUCACAGUCGCGUUAAACUUGAAAAAUCUGAAAAUGACUACAUCAAUGCAAGUUUAGUCAUGGUUGAGGAAGCUCAAAGAUCCUAUAUUCUGUCUCAGGGCCCCCUGAAGAACACCUGCGGCCACUUCUGGUUGAUGGUCUGGGAGCAGAACUCCAAAGCUGUUAUAAUGCUGAACAGAAUCGUAGAGAAGGGGUCUGAGAAGUGUGCUCAGUACUGGCCUACAGCUGAGGAACACCAGCUGUCUUACACUGACACGGGGUUCGUUGUGACGCUCGUGAAGGAAGAGGACAAGUCCUACUACAUCAUACGAGUGUUAGAGCUGAGGAACACAGAGACAGGAGGAACCAGAGAGAUAUACCACUUUCACUACACCACCUGGCCUGACUUUGGCGUCCCAGAAUCCCCGGCCUCUUUCCUCAACUUCCUGGUCAAGGUGCGGGAGUCUGGCUCAUUGGGGACGGAGCACGGGCCCGCCGUGGUCCACUGCAGCGCUGGGAUUGGACGCUCGGGAACCUUCUCAUUGGUUGACACGUGUCUCAUCCUGAUGGACAAGAGGAAGGACCCGUCGUCAGUGGACAUUCAGAGGGUUCUGCUGGACAUGAGGGAGUACCGGAUGGGUCUGAUCCAGACUCCUGACCAGCUACGUUUCUCCUACAGGGCUGUCCUGGAGGGAGCCAAGAGCAUCAUGGGGGACUGCUCUGCACAGAGCCAGUGGAGCGAGCUGUCCAGAGAGGACAGAGCGACAGUGUGUGAAUCACCGCCCGCCCCCGCUCUACCCCCACCACGGCCUUCAGACGCCCCCGCUCUACCCCCGCCACGGCCUUUAGACGCCCCCACUCUACCCCCGCCACGGCCUUUAGACGCCCCCACUCUACCCCCACCACGGCCUUCAGACGCCCCCACUCUACCCCCACCACGGCCUUCAGACGCCCCCACUCUACCCCCGCCACGGCCUUUAGACGCCCCCGCUCUACCCCCGCCACGGCCUUUAGAUAGCCCCGCCCCCACUCUACCCCCACCACGGCCUUUAGAUAGCCCCGCCCCCACUCUACCCCCACCACGGCCUUUAGAUAGCCCCGCCCCCACUCUACCCCCACCACGGCCUUUAGAUAGCCCCGCCCCCACUCUACCCCCACCACGGCCUUUAGAUAGCCCCGCCCCCACUCUACCCCCACCACGGCCUUCAGACGCCCCCACUCUACCCCCGCCACGACCUUUAGAUGGCCCCGCCCCCACUCUACCCCCACCACGGCCUUUAGACACGCCCGCCCCCCCGUCCCCCAGUCGGCCCUCAGAAAAGCCCAGCGGCCAGCCACUGCCCUGUGUGGAGCCUGAGGCUGUGGCGUUGUCCAGAGAGGACCGGACGUCAGGAGACGGGACAGAUCCAGACAGCUCAGAGAAGGACCUGGCGGAGGUGCCAUGUCUGAGGAAGAGACGCAGGGAGGAGCGUAUCGCCAGCACGGCCCAGAAGCUUCACCUGAUGAAACAGAGACUGACGGACACAGAGAGGCAGAAAGAGCGCUGGCUGUACUGGAGGCCUAUCCUGCUCACCAUGGGGGCUGGAGCUGCCGUGGCCUUGGGGCUAGUGGUGGUUUGGCACUUCUCCCAGUGAUACCCCCUCCCUCUGUCUGAGCUGCCGUGGCCUUGGGGCUAGUGGUGGUUUGGCACUUCUCCCAGUGAUACCCCCUCCCUCUGUCUGAGCUGCCGUGGCCUUGGGGCUAGUGGUGGUUUGGCUCUUCUCCCAGUGAUACCCCCUCCCUCUGUCUGAGCUGCCGUGGCCUUGGGGCUAGUGGUGGUUUGGCUCUUCUCCCAGUGAUACCCCCUCCCUCUUUGUUGCACCAGUACCUGGGACACGGUACCUCUCUCUCUCUGUAGGUACAUUCUCAUGGUCUGUUUGUGCAUAACAGGGGUAUUUAUUUCUACAGGUCAAAACCAAGGUUUGGGUCAAUUCCAUUUUGAUUCCUGUCAAUUCAGGAAGUACACCAAUUCUCUUCAAGCUUUUUUUUCAAUGAUUUAACUUUUUUUAAAUUUAGUUCUACUUUCUGAAUUGAAAUGGUAUUGAGCUCAACCCUGGUGGAAAAGGUCAAAGCACUAGAUCAAACCGUCCCGUGUGUAUAUUUUGGUUCUUUAAGAUCUUCAUGGUAACAUCUUCUCUCAGGCUGUUGGUGCUCCAGUUAGCAGCACCUGGUGAAUAUACUGACUGACCCCCCCCCCCCCCCCCCAUGCAGCAGC
Messenger RNA from Salvelinus namaycush (lake trout), 2341 nucleotides. RefSeq names its product tyrosine-protein phosphatase non-receptor type 2-like. Gene Ontology annotation, molecular function: protein tyrosine phosphatase activity. Bases 51 to 1721 code for a protein of 556 amino acids. Lineage: Eukaryota; Metazoa; Chordata; Actinopteri; Salmoniformes; Salmonidae. The record is from RefSeq and is a predicted model, not a curated record. The transcript has 8 exons. Gene Ontology annotation, biological process: protein dephosphorylation.